UCUCAUGCUCUAGGAGUUUUGCAGAGAGCAGUUGCAAUGUCAUUCAUGCUGCGUGAUGUUUCCGCUGAGAGAGGCUGAGAGAAUUUAAAAGGGUUAAGAGAAUGCUUUGUUGUGCCAGUACCGGCAGGAGUAUAAGCAAACAGCAGUGAUUCAGUAAAGGGGCCAUUGCUGAGAUCUGUUACUUACAUCUUUUCGGUUCAGUAUCAGUUAUGCACUGUGGCCAAGGGUUUUCUGCAUCACCUCAGCUAGUAACUGAAACAUAUUUUAGUCUAAGGACGGAUACCUCAAUGGCAAUAUGAAGCAUAUUUGUCUGCACAAAAUAAACAAGACUCUAUAUAUGAAGAAAAGCCAUUAGCUCUUCAAACGAACCCAGCAGGAAGUCUUUUCUGCCUGCCUCUCUGUUUCAGUUUACUAGUAACUGACAGCUGCUCAUUUCUAACUUUCUCUUGAUUGUUUCACAUUCAGUUUUUUUCAAAAUUAGACUUGUGAAGAAACAACUUGCUCUGUUACUCUAUACUUUAAUAUUUAAGGAUUGUUGACCUCUUGUUUCUGAAAUUCUCACACUCCUAAAACUGACACAUAACUUAAAGCAUAUUUCAUGCAACAACAUUAACGUAUUCAACAGGAUGUCAUAUCCGCUUCUGCAGAGAUUUCCAUACUAUUCCAAUUUUAGGGAAGAUACAGAAGAAUUACUGGAUAUUAACACUUCUUUUUCUUUACCAUUUUUCAAGUACCGGUCAUUAAAUAGGAGUACCUUUAACUGGAAUGACAGUAAGAUUGUUGAAUGGGAAAGGUUUGCAGAACUGGCGAAGUAUGACUCUGAGUCACAAAAUGCCACAGUCAAAGCUCUACUGAUUGUGGCUUACUCAGUCAUUAUUGUGAUUUCACUUUUUGGGAAUGUUUUGGUCUGUCAUGUGGUGAUUAAAAACAAAAGGAUGCAUUCAGCCACCAGCCUCUUCAUUGUGAAUCUGGCAGUAUCGGACAUCAUGAUAACCAUUCUUAAUACACCAUUCACUCUGGUUCGAUUUGUGAAUAGCACUUGGGUGUUCGGAAAAGUAAUGUGCCAUAUCAGCCGCUUUGUACAGUACUGCUCUCUGCAUGUUUCAACACUGACUUUAACUGCUAUAGCAGUGGAUAGACAUCAGGUGAUUCUCAACCCUCUGAAACCAAGAAUGUCUCUUUCCAAGGGAGUCCUCAGCAUCGCUGUCAUCUGGGUGAUGGGAACUUGCUUUUCCCUACCUCAUGCUAUUUACCAAAAGCUCUUCCAAUACAAUUAUAGGCCUUCAACUGUUCGAAGUUUCUGUGUGCCUGAUUUUCCAGAGCCAGAGCAACUGUUCUGGAAAUAUUUGGAUCUUAGCACUUUCCUUCUGCUCUACCUUUUACCGCUUGUCAUCAUCACUGUCACCUACUCUCGUCUAGCAAAGAAGCUUUGGCUGCGCAACGCUAUAGGUGACAUCACUACUGAACAGUACAUCACCCAUCGAAAGAACAAGAAGAAAAGCAUCAAAAUGCUUGUACUUGUUGUGCUUGUUUUUGCAGUUUGUUGGUUUCCAUUAAACUGUUAUGUUGUACUGGUCUCCAGUUUGCGAAUCCGAGCAAAAAACUUGCUAUAUUUUGCCUUGCACUGGUUUGCCAUGAGCAGUACCUGCUACAACCCCUUUAUCUAUUGUUGGCUAAAUGAAAGCUUCCGCCUAGAACUAAAGUCAUUACUUAACAUAUGUAAAAGGGUACAGACCACUCAGGACAAUACUUUGCCUGCUGUGAUUCUGCCAUAUCGCGAGGCUUGGAAUGAAGAAGACAGCUUAAAACAGGGACCAUCUUCACAAAGCAUCAGAUCAACUACCAAUGUACAGACUGUGAAUACUGACCUCUGACAUGAACUGGAUUUAUCAUCUCAGAUGUUACUGCAAUGCAAAGGAAUACUGACUGGACCACUGCAAGCAUUCAUUGGAAAGUCACAUCCAGUUUCAUAAAGCAGCAAUUUGGACACCAGACACAUCUACUCCUUAAGAUUUCUGAUAUUUCAACAAGGCACAUUAUACAGAAAAUAAGCAUUUGUAACUUCCUUCAAGUGGUAACUAAACAGUGGCUGCAUCAUUCUCAGGAUUACCACUCUAGAUGCACUAUCCAGCUAUAUGAGUAACUCAUCCAAUAAUCCUGUGGUCAAGUAUGAAGUAUUACUACUGAAACAAUAUACUGGUCCACAUUAAGACUUUGGAUAUUUUCACUAGACUUACUGGCAUGACAACAGAGUAGGGAGACAGGGCUAGGAAAUCUCUAGAAUUAUUCCGCUUUGUUUACCAGCAGUUUGCUUUAGUAAAAUCCUGGUUAUCAGUGUGUUUCCCCUGCUAAUUAUCCAUAGGUAUCAUGAAAGGUUCCCACAAUGAUAUAUAUUAAUUAAAUGAAGUAGGAAAUUAAAAGAACUGGCUUUUAAAGCAGGGUUAGCACAGUAUACUUCCUUGUCAGAUGGUAAUAUACGUUUACAUAGAAGCAAAUGUAGUUUACUGAAAAAUAAGGUAUAAAAACUAUAUUCAUUUUGCUCACUCAGACCUGCAGACUAAUGUUGUUAGCACCUGGAACAAGCUAUGGCAUAAUUUACAUACAUUAUGAAAUAUUUUAAGGAUCAAUAUCAUAGUCAUACGCAUGACAGAAAGAAUGAUUUAAGUUGGCAAUAGGAGUUUGGAGUUUAAAUGUAUUCAUUUCAAAAUGAAAAUAUAUACAAGAAGUACAGCAGAAACAUAUGUUAGCAGUCCCCCUUGUUUACAUUAUAUCUAUCGUCUAAUGUGUGACAUACAAUGGAUAUUAUUUCAAAUGUAAAAAAACGCUGUGUCAAACCUAUUGUGACAUGCCGCAUCUAUGUAAGACUCCUCCUGUUUGUAAUUUAUAUGACAGAAUUUGCAGCAGAUAUUCCUCAGUGGGCUUUAGCAUGAUGACUUGCUAGAAAAAAAAAAAAACAGAUAAAACUUGUACUUUAUACCUUUUUAUUCAGUUUUGCUUUUGUGCCCAGUACUGCCCACCACCUCCUAUGCCCAGUGCUCUUGCAUUUACACAACAAGAUGCAGAUGGGACAUGAGUUCUUUUUUUCUACCCCUUUGCUAAUAUUUAUUACCAUCUCAUGCAUAUGGCAUGCAGCCAAAUCUAUCAGGUUCAUUUCCACAAACCAUCAAAUUCACGCAAUCCAGCAUAGUAUCUGCUUGGAUUUAUUGCAUAUGUUUUGCCUAGACCACAACCAGGAUAAUAGCCAGGCAGGAAUGAUACUACUUGAUAUACAUAAGGCAGCAUUCAUUCCACAUACUCCUUCAGUCUGACUCUUCAGCCUGGUCAUGAAAUUUGGAGCCGAGAUCUGUUAUUCAAAAACAGGGACUCUGGUAUCUUGGGUCUCCCCUUCCCUUCCCUCCCCUAAAAGGAUGGCUGACUGACUUUAGAAUUAAAAAGGUGAUUCUCAUUGUCUGCACAGACUGGUUCCAUAAUAGCAACUCUCCUUCUUCUUUGUUGAUUUUUCCCUUUCUUAUAUAUCUCACAUAUCACUUCAUAGUAUAUUUCUCUUGUUUUUGAAAAUAUACUCGUACACUCACUUAAAGGACCCAUCAUUUUUAAAACAGUGAAUGUGAGAGUUGUGUAAAUAUGAUGUAUUUGGUAGCCAGUGCAGUGCUGAUAAUAUAUAAAGCAAACAACUUUGCAACAUUCCUCUGUGUGAC
This is a messenger RNA of Protopterus annectens (West African lungfish), 3698 nucleotides long. RefSeq names its product probable G-protein coupled receptor 83. Gene Ontology annotation, cellular component: membrane. Gene Ontology annotation, molecular function: neuropeptide Y receptor activity. Gene Ontology annotation, biological process: neuropeptide signaling pathway. The transcript is spliced from 5 exons. Bases 627 to 1874 code for a protein of 415 amino acids. Lineage: Eukaryota; Metazoa; Chordata; Ceratodontiformes; Protopteridae. The record is from RefSeq and is a predicted model, not a curated record.